UUAAGAACAGCCAGCCCGGAAAGAGAGAGCGGAGAGAGAGACAGACAGCAAGGAGCGCACGGAGAGCGCAUAGAGCUGAGCACCGGGAGCGCAGCACGGACAGCUCAGCGCCGGGAGCGCGGACAGCGGAGCGCCCAGCACCGGGAGCGCGGAGGACGGAGAGCACAGCGCCGGGACUGCCCUGUGGCGGCGGCUCCCCGUUUCUCCAGCAUCGAAUCCCGAGACCCAGAUCCAGUGGACACUGCUUGACCCCAGUGACUGGUCAGACUGGACCUCGUCUCUGAGACGUGAACAUCCUACCUUCUGCUCGAGAGCCCAGAGACAGUGGAAGAGACACUGGUAAGAGGUACACAGGAUGGGUAAUCUGAUUAAGGUGUUAACCAGGGAUAUAGACCACAAUGCUGGGAAUUUUUUCCUGGAUUUUGAAAGUGUCCUAACAUGGGGAACCUUCUGAAAGUCUUGACUUGCACAGACCUCGAACAGGGGCCCAAUUUUUUCCUUGAUUUCGAAAACGCACAACCCACAGAAGCCGAGCGGGAGAUAUGGGACCAGGUGGAUGUGGUCCUCAAGGAGGCUCGUGGCAUUCUGGACGACCUGCAGGCGUACCAUGGUGCAGGGGAAGCCAUCCGGGAGGUAAGGAGCCUGACAAAUGUUCAGGUUGGCCUCCUGCACCUUCUGUCAUCGACGCCCCCUCUUUGUCUCACAGAGGGAGCACUGCACGGCCUCCUGGGGGCGCUCACCAGCACACGCUACACGCCGACGCAGCAUCUGGAGCGGGAGCAGGCACUGGCCAAGCAGUUUGCAGAGAUCCUGCACUUCACACUGCGCUUUGACGAGCUUAAGAUGACGAACCCAGCCAUCCAGAAUGACUUCAGCUACUACCGAAGAACUUUAAAUCGCAUGCGGAUCAAUAACGUUCCGGCUGAGGGAGAAAAUGAGGUCAACAACGAGCUGGCCAAUCGGAUGUCUCUCUUCUAUGCGGAGGCCACGCCCAUGCUGAAGACAUUAAGUGAUGCCACAACAAAAUUUGUAUCAGAAAACAAGAACCUGCCUAUAGAAAACACCACAGACUGCUUGAGCACCAUGGCCAGUGUGUGCAAAAUCAUGCUGGAGACGCCCGAAUAUCGCAGCCGCUUUGCCAGCGAGGAGACUGCCUCCUUCUGCCUGCGUGUCAUGGUGGGGGUCAUCAUUCUCUACGACUUUGUUCACCCUGUCGGCGCCUUUGCCAAGGGCUCCAAGAUCGACAUGCGAGGAUGCAUUAAAGUGCUGCGCGACCAGCCCCGGAACAGCGUGGAAGGCCUUCUGAAUGCGCUCAGGUACACCACAAAGCACCUGAACGACGAGUCUACCUCCAAGAACAUCAAAGCCAUGCUGCAGUAGAGCCUCCGGAAGCUUCUGGGAGACAGUGUUGUCAAGCAGCAUGCAGAAUGUCUUCAGUAAAGUUUGACAUCCAUACAGAGCGGCUCCAUCCGUUUAUAACGAAAACGUUUCUGCUAAACUCAGUCUUUUCUGUGCCAAAAUUUUAACUAAAGAGCUGGAGAUUUUUUAAUGCUUUCAGAAAAGACCAUGGAUCCUGUGGCAGCUAUUGUUGCGUAACAUUUCUGGUUAAUUUUUUUUUUUCAUAUAUGAGAGGGAGAGUAAUUUGACUUGAAAAUAAAUAUAUAGAUAUUAAAAUUUACAUUAUUUUUGUCCGAUCUGAUAUUUAAUGUUGUUUUCUCUGCUUGUCAGGAUUUCAGUCUUGGAUUCAUGCCAAGGGAAAAAAAAUAUCAUUUUAAAUUAUGUCAUAAUGAAAGGUACCCGGACAAUGGAGAUUAUUGCAAAGGAUACACUGUUUAUGUCGCAGAUUUCUUAAUUAUUUUUUAUAGUUUUUGAUUUCCUUCUGUACGAGUGGGAUGAUAUUAAUUUGAAAAUCAGCCUCCAGACUGAUGCGUGUUGAAUCAGAUUUUAGAAAUAUCUAUGAGCGCAUGUAAAUGGAAAAUGGAAAAUUUGACUUAAAUAAAAAUGCUUUUUGUUUUUGUA
Messenger RNA from Paramormyrops kingsleyae, 2019 nucleotides. The record is from RefSeq and is a predicted model, not a curated record. Lineage: Eukaryota; Metazoa; Chordata; Actinopteri; Osteoglossiformes; Mormyridae.